UCCUACCACCGUACCACGUCAAACAUCUCUCCAUCAUCAUCAUCAUCAUCAUCUCCGCUUCACCUCACCAACACAGAAGCCGUCGUUCCGUCCAGCACCAGCACCCCAAACCCCCCAAAAACCACCCGGCGGAAUGGAUUAGUACCAGGGCGUGUGAUGGAUGUAUAAAGCAGGAAUGGAUUCCCGGUACCUGCUCCUCUCUCUGCUCGCACUUCAAGUGCGUCUCAGCGUCGCGGGGGAUCGUAAAUUCGGCUGCCUGUUUGAGAAGGAUCUCUGUAAGAACUAUGAGAUUUGUUUCAAUGAUGGCAUGUUCGGUCGUUGCCAGGCAAUAAUGGGAGCGGAUAUGUACACAUAUGAGGUCACACCAGCAAUCCUGCAGAGAUUCCAAGCGUUACUCCGGAAGCUCUCACUUCAGGGUCUGUCCUGGGAUGAUGAUGUUACUCAGCAGGUUCUGUCUAAAGAAAUAUCUAAAUUACGCCGGAUCUCCUUAACACCACUUGACUCAAGGCAAAAUCUUCAGACAGAUGGAAGACUGAAGGACAAAGUUAGCAUGGGUCUGCCAAAGUAUUUGCUGAAUCAGGGUCUGCUGCCUAAAGUAGGUGGUCAGGUCACUAAAAUGAAGUCUUCAUUCCCAUCUGAGUAUUACCGUUCUGGAAAACCUCUCAAUAAACUAAGCUCAAUUCCUCCUGAGUUCAUCCCUGAGUCACCCUAUCAGCCGGAAACUUACCCCGACCUCACUCGUUAUCAAAGUGACGCCAAGUACGGCGUUCAACAACAGCGGGAUGAUUCAGACCUCGUUAUUGCCUUAAAGCAGUACCUGUCUCAGAACAUGCAGAUUAAACCUGAACAGAAGGCUAGACCAAAGCCGGAGCCGGUGUUUCAGAAGAGUGGAUCAUCACAGUUACCUGUUAAAGGACACCUGACUCCGGUAGAUGAGACCUUCAUUCAGAACGUCCUACACAGCGCAGGACAACGAGAUGUAGAUGUCGAGAGUCUGAGUGCCCUGGAUCUGGACCAGCUGGCUGCACUGAUCGCUAACGCUCUCCAGGUCGUAGACCAGCGAGCAGAGAACGGACGUGUAAUUCAAGACCUGCAAGGAAAGGGAAAGUCUGGGGACCUGCGAACGGAGGGCCGGGAACGCGGACAAAUGCAAACCGGUUACCGGCAGCCGGGAGCGAAUCCAACGGACCAGAAGCACAGUGAAGAGAGUUUAUCUGUUAUUCAGAUGCUUCAAACCAGGCCAUCUGGGGCUGGGAGAAAGAAUGGUGAUGAGGAAUCAAUUGCAGACCAUAAGAACGCUGCACUGGUGGGGACGUUGCUGAAGUAUCUGGAUAAGACCUCACUCUCAGAGGCGGGACCUCCAGUAAAAGGGCAGGGCAUAUCCGUAGAGACGGUGCGCAGCAGGACGACCCAGCGGGAUGUCAGGGUGCAGAAGAAGGCCAUGGAGCAGGUGGAGGAGGUGGAGGGCUGGGUGGAGGCGGCAGCCAUAGGUCCCGCCCCAGCCUUAGAGAAGGACGUCCCACCACACCGCAAAAACAUGAGAGUGCAGGAUCUGCAGCUGGACGUGCAGAGCGCCGGGGACAGCGAUGUCUACGGAUAUAUCAUCACAGAUACUGACUCUCUCCCUACUGAUCAGGGUCUACAGCUAAUGGAGCGCUUGUGUCGCAAAGCGAAUAUUCAGAUGACUGACUUCGUUGAGCUCUCUGUUGUUGGACCGGCUGUGACAUUUCAGGUGCGCCCCAAUGCUCAGAAUGUGUCCACGGCAGACGUUGCCAGUGUGGCAGAACAUAAAAAGGACGCCCUGGGAAAGGAGGCCGGAGUAACCAUAGUCGAGGCAGGAGUUACUGAUAAGACCAAAAUAAAUCAGAUUCCCACCAAGUACAGCCACUCGGAGUCUCUGAAAUUUCUCAUCCUGACGGUGAUAUCCAUGGUGUGCAUCGUCCUUGUCCUGCUGAUCUCCGUCAUCAUCUACUGCCUCCGUCACAGAUCACAUCACAAACUCAAAGAGAAACUCACCAACCUCAGCACAGACCCCAGUACUGAAGCCACGGCUACCUACCAGGAGUUGUGUAGGCAGCGAAUGGCUGUGAAGCCUCCCGUCGAAAGGGCAGAACUUCGUCACUCCUCUCGUAUAAACAGCACGUCAUCACAGCUGAGCGACGGACCCAUCCCCAGCCCCUCCGCCCGUGCGAGCAUCUCCUCCUGGAGCGAAGAGCCUGCCCACACCAACAUGGACAUCUCGACCGGACAUAUGAUACUGUCAUAUAUGGAAGAUCACCUGAAGAACAAGAACCGCUUGCAGAAGGAGUGGGAGGCUCUGUGUGCGUACCAGGCAGAACCCAACACCUGCCGCAUCGGUCAGAGGGACUCCAACGCCAAGAAGAACCGUGUCGGCACCGUCAUACCCUAUGACCAUUCCAGACUUUGUUUGAAAGUGGAGAACAGCCAAGGCAACUCAGAUUAUAUCAACGCCAGUCCUAUUAUGGAUCACGAUCCGAGGAACCCAGCCUACAUUGCUACUCAGGGUCCUCUGCCCUCCACUGUGGCUGACUUCUGGCAGAUGGUGUGGGAAAGCGGGUGUGUGGUGAUCGUCAUGCUGACUCCUCUAACGGAGAGUGGUGUUAAACAGUGUUACCAUUACUGGCCCGAUGAGGGCUCGAACCUCUACCAUAUCUAUGAGGUAAAUUUGGUAUCAGAGCACGUGUGGUGUGAGGAUUUUCUGGUACGUAGUUUCUACCUGAAGAACAUGCAGACCAAUGAGAGUCGCACCGUCACCCAGUUCCACUACCACACCUGGCUCAACCAGCACACACCCGAGACCAACCAGGCUUUGCUGGACUUCCGCAGAAAAGUAAAUAAAUGUUAUAGAGGAAGAUCCUGCCCCAUCAUCGUUCACUGCAGUGAUGGAGCUGGAAGGACCGGCACGUACAUACUGAUUGAUAUGGUUCUAAAUAAAAUGGCUAAAGGUGCUAAAGAGAUUGAUAUUGCUGCUACGCUGGAACACCUGAGAGAUCAGAGACCUGGCAUGGUUCAAACCAAGGAGCAGUUCGAGUUUGCAUUGACUGCAGUGGCAGAGGAGGUGAAUGCUAUACUGAAAGCCCUUCCUCAGUGAGAAAUAACACGACCGGAGAAAACAACUGAGCCUCCUCUACUUUCUCUUUCUCCUUUCUGAAAUGUUCCUGUCCCUCAUCACACCUCUUUCACUCAGUCUGGAUGUAGUAUAUAAAGUUAGAACCCUCGUUCAUACAUAGAUCUUUCGUUUUGAAUAUUCUGACCCUUAAGUGCAAAGAGAAUUCUAAUGCUAUAAUAUUAAAUGUUUAAACUAUAUUAUUCAUGCUUUACGUUUCGUGUAUGUGAAUGUCCGUCUAUUUUUUUUUUUGUAAAUAAUCUUAAACAUCUAGCUAGCACAUUAUCAAUUUACACCCCCUAGUUUAAUCCCUGUCAUGUAAUUUUAUGAUGUCACUGUAAAAUAGCAAAAACUACCUAAUGCUGUCAACAUCUGCAGUUACAAAUCCAUGAAUGAGAUCUCCAGUGAUGUUUAUUAGGACUACAGUAUGUAUUUGAGGCCAAGAAAUUGUCCAAACGUUUGUUUCAUUAGCUGUGUUUAAGAUUCUCAUGGAACGCAGUACAUGUAGAUCAAGCAGAAAACCCAAAGCUUGUGAUAUUUUGCUUCUUAACUGACCUACAAAUCAAGACAUUAAAGACAGUGUUAUGUGCUGUGAUGGUGAAAGACAGGAUUUACAAGUUUACAUGAUGUAGAGAUGUUCUGAACUGAAGAUGUGAACCAUUACAUCUCUUUUACUUUGUUUCUGAAUAUUUUAAAUAUAGCCAUGCUUCAUAUUAUUGUAGACACCAUAUUUACAGAAACUAUUUUUCUCUCGCAGUAAAUCAAAUAUAGCUUGUCUUGUAAAUAAAGUUAUAUUGUAUGUGCAACAGAAAAAAAUAUUUGGUCAUUAUUGUAAUUAUUGUCAUUAUUAGUAGUUGUAAGCUGGCAAAUGCUACUUUCAACCACCAACUGGUGACCAACCAACCAAAUUCUUCAAAUUCUGGUGAGGUGUGUCACUUUCCUGUUGUUUCCCCACUUCUCUAAGUUAUCCAAACCACAGACUUUCAACUUAUGCGAAGGCUUCCCUAAAUAUUUCUGCAAUGCU
This is a messenger RNA of Trichomycterus rosablanca, 4151 nucleotides long. Its product is annotated as receptor-type tyrosine-protein phosphatase N2-like. The record is from RefSeq and is a predicted model, not a curated record. Gene Ontology annotation, biological process: insulin secretion involved in cellular response to glucose stimulus; protein dephosphorylation; regulation of secretion. NCBI's taxonomy places the organism in Eukaryota, Metazoa, Chordata, Actinopteri, Siluriformes, Trichomycteridae. The transcript has 23 exons. The coding region runs from base 161 to 3112 and encodes 983 amino acids. Gene Ontology annotation, cellular component: synapse; secretory granule. Gene Ontology annotation, molecular function: protein tyrosine phosphatase activity.